UUUUCCAAGGUAAGAACCAGUGACAGUACUUUCAUAGGAUUCGUUGAAAGAUACUUCAAAAAGCUUUUUGAACUUCUAAGUCCUCUCCAGUUUACAAAAGGUGGACCUAUAAUUGCAUUUCAAAUAGAAAAUGAAUAUGGAAAUACUGAUGAUGGAGUAAAUCCCGUAGAUAAAAAUUAUCUGGAAAUAUUAAAAAAUAUGUUAUUGAGAAUGGGAGUGGUGGAACUUCUUUUUACGUCAGACACGCCUUCUAGUGGAUUUUCAGGCACUUUACCAGGAGUACUAGCUACUGCCAACUUUCAGACAGAUCCUAUUAAAGAACUCACUCUUCUAAAGAAGUAUCAACCAGACAAACCUUUGAUGGUUACUGAGUAUUGGACAGGUUGGUUCGACCACUGGACAGAAAAACAUCAUACAACACCUGCGUCUGAUUUUGGAAGAGUAUUGGACAAAAUUUUAGGAUUCGGAGCAUCUGUUAACUUUUAUAUGUUUCACGGUGGAACCAGUUGGGGUUUUAUGAACGGUGCUGACUUGAAAAAUAAAUCUGUGACCGCUAUCGAUAAUGAAGGAUUUCAACCGGAUGUAACAACAUACGAUUACAACGCUCCCUUGUCAGAAGCAGGAGAUUACACCGAAAAAUAUUUCAGAGCCAAAGAAAUUAUGGCCAAAUACAAUAAAUUAAACAUUGUUCAACCGCCAAUGCCAAAUUUAACUCAGCGAUAUGCAUACCAAUCUGUCAGAAUUACUGGAGAAAUUAGCUUACAAGAUAUUACAAACCAACUACCAAGCAUAAACACAAAUAAAUUAUUACCUAUGGAAUUGUUACCAAUUAACAACAAUUCGGGACAAAGCUAUGGAUACAUCAUUUACAAAAAUUCGAUUAUUAAUAUACCUAAAAAUUCUAUUUUACAAAUUAAUGGUAGAGUAUGUGACACAGUUUUGGUGUUAAUAAACGGUAUAUUAAAGAACAAAAUCCUUGAAUCUAAACAUGAUCUAAACGGUUUUGGUUUCUGGAAACAAAAAGAUUCUAAAUUAUUUCUCGAUUCUAAAGAAUAUAAAAACGCAACUUUGGAGCUUCUUGUUGAAAACUGGGGAAGAGUAAAUUAUGGAUUUUUGCAACAAUUUAAUCAGCACAAGGGAAUAUGGCAAGGAAACGUAUUACUGAAUAAUAAAGUAGUUCAAUUUGAUAAAAUAUUUCCUCUAGAAUUCAAGAAAUCGUUUACAAAAAGUUUAAAUCAUUGGAGAAUCCCGAGUUUUACCACAGGUCCAAAAUUAUUUAAGGCUAUUAUCAAUAUUACCGAACCAAAAGACACUUAUAUAGAUAUGAGAGACUGGAAUAAAGGAAUUAUUAUUGUUAAUAAUUUUGUUUUAGGGCGGUAUUUGAGUUUAGGGCCUCAGCACAGUAUUUAUUUGCCGGCAGAGUUUUUGCAUAAUGGCGAAAAUAAAAUUUUAGUUUUUGAACAUUUUAUACCUGCUAGAACAAUCAAAUUUGUUGAUAAUCUAAUAUUUAAACAAAUAAAAAAACAGUUACAUUGAAACACGUCUUCGUAGUCCUCUAAUCAUAUUUCAAGGUAUGAUUUUGUAUUUUCCAUAUUGGUAUUUAGAGAUGAAGAUGACAGUAUGUAGGGUAAGUAACACCACUUUCGCUAUAUUGGUAUGAAAUGUUGACAUUUGUAUAUCAUUUUCAUAACAUAAAGAAUUUUAAAAAAGUUACCUUCUCAUACAUUUUUAUAAAUAUUUAGUUUCAAAGAGGUUCCUUCUUGGUUAGUGGUUUCCAACUGGUGGUCCAUGAGAGCUUCGGCAGUGGUCAUCGGUAGUUGCCCAUGGGAGGAUCCUAUAGUACAUAUUCAAUAGUUGCCAAUAAAUUGAGAUUUUGGAAGCAAUGUGUGUUAAAAGAAAUGGAGGGAUUAUAAACUUACUGAG
Psylliodes chrysocephalus is the source of this 1923-nucleotide messenger RNA. The record is from the annotation of a GenBank genome assembly. NCBI's taxonomy places the organism in Eukaryota, Metazoa, Arthropoda, Insecta, Coleoptera, Chrysomelidae.